Messenger RNA from Salvelinus namaycush (lake trout), 784 nucleotides. RefSeq names its product E3 ubiquitin-protein ligase TRIM69-like. The transcript has 2 exons. Bases 109 to 537 code for a protein of 142 amino acids. The record is from RefSeq and is a predicted model, not a curated record. Lineage: Eukaryota; Metazoa; Chordata; Actinopteri; Salmoniformes; Salmonidae. Gene Ontology annotation, molecular function: protein binding.
GAAGUGGAUGUAACUCUGGAUGUGGACACCGCUCACCCUAACCUACUGAUAGAUGGGAAAACAGUACGCUGGAUAAAGGAAACACCACAGAGACCGUGUAGUGAUAACAUGUUUGAUGAGGAUCCCUAUGUGCUGGGCAUUAUGGGUCGUGCUUGGAGGACCUACUGGGAGGUGAAUGUGGCGAAGAAGGAUGACUGGGUACUUGGUGUUACCAAGGCAACAGCUAACAGGAAGGGACAGUUGGUUCUCAGCCCUGCCAAUGGCUUCUGGGUAAUCAGGCUGUCCAAUGGGGGAAGACUGAAAGCCAUGGAUGAUAAGGAACAUGUUCUUGAGAAAGGUAUUCCAGAUAAAGUUGGUAUCUAUCUAGAUUAUAAGGAAAAGAAGGUGACUUUCUUUAAUGCAGAAGAUGGUUCACACCUCUACUCAUUUAUCAACGGACCAGGUUAUGAGGAUGAGGUCCGCCCACUUUUCUCACCCUGGAACAAUGAUACAGAUCCAAUCACAGUUUUGUCCGUUGAAAGUAAAAAAUCGAAAUAAUCUAAAGCAUUAAGGAUCACCUCUACAUCUGUCAAUAGGCUACUUUAUUGUGUUGGAGAGCUAAACUUGAGUGGUCUUAACUACACUAAUGAUGGUCAAUCACUAAUGAUUGUCACUUCAGUAAUAUUUACACAUUUGCUUGGAGGUGUUAAAAUUGUAUGAUACUUUUUUGCUUAUUAGAGAAAUGUGUUGCUUUCUCACAUUGACUUUAUAUUUGUUGUCUGACUUGAAUAAAAUUGAACUGCUA